Messenger RNA from Emiliania huxleyi CCMP1516, 263 nucleotides. RefSeq lists its product as hypothetical. The record is from RefSeq and is a predicted model, not a curated record. Lineage: Eukaryota; Haptophyta; Isochrysidales; Noelaerhabdaceae. The transcript has a single exon. The annotation marks the transcript as partial.
AUGCCUUGCUCCCCGCUGUGCUCUGCCGUUGUGACGCGGCCGAAGCGCGCGACGCGGCCGAAGCGCGCGACGCGGCCGAAGCGCGAGAGGGGGGUGGCCGCGCUGUCGCAGACGGUCGUGCCGGCGCCGCCGGCCGCGGCGCGGCCGAGCGUGGCUGCGGCGCGGCCGGGCGUGGCUGCGGCGGUGCAUACUGCGGCGCAGCGGGUCCGGGCGGCGGAGCGUUCACCAUCAGCUGGCUUCCGGGGCCCUGGCCGGGCGGAACG